AUGAUAGAGCAGCCGCCGGUUAGCUCGCGAUCUCGCUACGCCUUCUUCUCCGUGACGGUGCUUCUCGCGGUGCUGCUCGUCAUCGUCUCGCAUAGCCGAACAGCAGACUCCGGGGCAGCUCUGAAGACGCUGGGCGCCGACUCGGAUGAGUCGGCGCUGGGCAGCAUCGCACUCUUGGGAAGCCGCCUAGAAUCCUUCAAUCAGUGCAUGGCUCUUCGAAACUCCUACUUCCUAAAGCUAGCCAUCAACGAGUUUUUCGCGACGACGCUUUGGAGCGAUAUUGACCCCGAGACGCCGGAUGCCUCCAUGGAUCGCGACCCGUUUCCCGAGCCGACCGAGCUGAGCGGGCCUCCGUUGGGAUCCGGUUGUUUGCUCGCGUGUGCAGAGAAUCUGGGCGGAGAAUUGCGCACGAACUGGCCGCAAGCCCUGUGGAGCCUCGGCGGCUGGCUGGGGGCAGCGAAUGAGACGACCAACUGGCUGGGCUCGGCGCUGGGCGGCUCUAGCUGCGGGGAGGUGCAUACUAUUCACGACCUCGGCGGCUCGAUUAAUGGCGUCCAAGGACUCGAACUGGUCGACCUCGACGUAAGUCCGGGGCAUUCAUGUCACCCCGCUGCGACGGCCUUCAAUGUCAUGGGCCGCCUCACGCUCGCCGUCGGGGCGGGGGCGCCCGAUUUCGGCUCAGCGCUGGGAAGUGCGAUUGACGAGGCUCUCCUGAGCCGGCGGAAGCGGCGAGGCGAAGGUAAGCUGGAGAUUCGUUCCGCUGUGGCUUCUCACUCCGUCUGCAAGAUUGGAGGCGAUGCGCGGCCCAACGCCUCGUUGGAGGUGGGUCCUCUAACGCUGGGCGCGUGGCUAUACAACGUCACCCUCUCCUCGAGUUUCGCCAUGUCCAUCGCGGCAUGCUCUGUGACGAGCAUCAAGGUCAGCGAUGUUGAUGUGGGCUGGGAGGCGGCGUCGGUAGGGCACCGCGCAGGUCGGGACAUCCGCGGAGACGCCCCGUUUUCGUCCGUGCGGCUUGGGGCAUACGGCGGCGGCUUGGGGCGUGUGUUCGACGACGACGACGAUGAAAGCACCGAUGACAAUGUCCGGGAGGCCGACUUGUGGGCGUCGGUGCAGAGCUUUGACCCGGGCGCUGCCAUGCGCACUCUCGAUGGGCUAUACAUGCGGCCGCAGAUCUCGGCGAGCUUGCAGUCGGCACUGAACCGGAUCCUUUCCGAUAGCCUCCCCCAGCAGCUCUGCGACCGUGGGUCAGCCGAGGGCAUGGGCGAGUAUGCCAACAAGCUCGCCACGUCGUCUUCGGCCGCGGGCGCUGGACUCAAGGCAGGGUUCGGAAGCCGCUUCACGCGCCUAUCAAAGGCGGGCGCCGAGCUUCGAGGCGCAGCCAGCACAGGCUGGCAGCAGAAUCAGCAGAAUGUUGCAGAGGGAUGGGCAGACGUCCGCAGGGUGGCCUCGUACACGAGCUUCCUCGAGCACGUGCAGCUGUUCAAGCAGCUCUCGAAGAUGCAGCGGGACAGGCUGGUCGGGUCGCUCGAAGAGGUUGUGUACCAGCCCGGUGAGGACAUCAUCACCGAGGGCGAGGUCGGCACCCACUUCUACCUCAUCGUCGAGGGCCAGGUCUCCGUGACGAAAGCAGGGCAGGAGGGCGUGCUCGCGCGUCGCUCGACGGGCGACUACUUUGGAGAGCGCGCGCUAAGGACGGGCGAGAAGACGACGGCGACGGUGAGCGCGACAGGCGCUACGCCUGUUAGGCUCGUGCGGCUAGACCGGUGGGCCUAUGAGCAUAUGCUCAGCCCGGUCGACGAUCUGCUCCCACUGCGCAAGUACUCGUCUCCACCGACAGCCCCGCCGCUCGCUGCACUGCCCACCAAAGUUUGGUGGAGUAAUUGA
Emiliania huxleyi CCMP1516 is the source of this 1884-nucleotide messenger RNA. RefSeq lists its product as hypothetical. The record is from RefSeq and is a predicted model, not a curated record. The transcript has a single exon. Bases 1 to 1884 code for a protein of 627 amino acids. NCBI's taxonomy places the organism in Eukaryota, Haptophyta, Isochrysidales, Noelaerhabdaceae.